AUGAGCUUUGAGUUUGAUGAUGAUCAAAAUGAUGACAACCAGGGUGAUUAUCAAUGGUUUAAUCUAAAUUCUCCUCAGCAAGAGAUGGCUCCGAUGGACGAUUUCGCAGCACCACAAAUGGGUGGUUCAGGAUUCGUUUUUGACUUUGAACCAGACCCGCAAAUGGAAACUACUAUUCCAAUGCAACCAGUUUCCCCACAACAGCUUGAUUGGAAGACAACUGAUACUCUGAAUUUUAUGAAUCUUCCACCUUUGCCAACUGUUGCUAAACAUAGGAGAAACUUAACACAGCCAAUAGCACGUAAUGAAGCAGCACCUCCGAAGAAAGGUGAGUCUACAUUCAUCGUCAGAAGACACAGAAAAACUCCAUCAAAUGCCCCAGAAGUAUUACCACCAGAACCAGGAUCAGAAGAUGCUCUUUUCGAAGAAAAGUGCAAAGACAAGAAUUUCGUCAUUAAUCCUGCAAAAAUCGGCUUUAUUCCAAGUAAAUUCUGGCCAGACAAAAAUUUUGCUUUUGGCGAUAUUGUCGCUGAUUUCUUCCAGCGUAAAAACAAUGCAAAUUGCCGCUUUUCUCACAAACUAUACAACGCAAUUCAAAUUUCAAAGAAUUUACCAGACCUUCAGAUAUUUACAGGCGUCGAAUGGGUCGGAAAGUACGUUCUCAAAGUAAAUAAAAACAGAUUUGCUCGUUUACUUGGCAUCCAUUCGAUUGACGGCUCAUUAUUCCAUCAACAAGGUAACUUCUCCACUCACGGCUUCAUAGAAGUUGGAGGUGAAGAGGCAAAGAGAUUAAUCGGAGAAGCAGAGUUCAAUGCAAUGAAUGUAGAAGUUGUUAGGUUAUUAAUGCAUCAAAAUGGAAUUUUCAACCGCGAUACAACCGAGGAAGAACUCGAAAAUUGCAAAUGGGUUAAUUACAGAAAGAAAGGUGCUUCCGCCCAAUAA
Messenger RNA from Trichomonas vaginalis G3, 942 nucleotides. RefSeq names its product transcription-initiator DNA-binding domain ibd family. Bases 1 to 942 code for a protein of 313 amino acids. NCBI's taxonomy places the organism in Eukaryota, Parabasalia, Trichomonadida, Trichomonadidae. The transcript has a single exon. The record is from RefSeq and is a predicted model, not a curated record.